GAACAUUCCACGCCCAAAGAAUACCAUCCACGAGACUACCGGUGCCGCUUCAUGUGAGGCUUUGGUGGGGGAGUCACUCAUAAAUAUCGACCAUGCCACAACCACUCAGCUCGAAAGAGAACUCUCUCUUUCGGCAGGUCAUCCGCAACUAUGAAGACAAACAGUACAAGAGGGGCUUGAAGGCGGCCGAGCAGAUCCUUAAGAAGAACCCUAAGCACGGUGAUACGAUGGCCAUGAAAGCAUUGAUCAUCAACCAACAGGGCAAGACGGAGGAAGCAUUCGCGUUAGGAAAGGAGGCCUUAACAGCCGACAUGAAAUCUCACAUAUGUUGGCAUGUUUAUGGAUUGUUAUACCGACACCAGAAAAACUUCGAGGAGGCUAUCAAGGCCUACAAGUUCGCCCUGAAACUGGAACCCGAAUCCCAUCAGAUCCAGAGAGACCUUGCCUUCCUCCAAGUUCAAAUGCGCGACUAUCAAGGCUACAUACAUAGCAGAACCUCUAUGCUUCAGGCCAGGCCCCAGUUAAGGCAGAACUGGACUGCGCUUGCAGUUGCGCAGCACCUAGCUGGUAAUCUUUCCCAGGCCGAAAAGGUCCUGACUACCUACGAAGAGUCCUUGAAGGUACCACCGUCCAAGACCGAUUACGAGAACUCGGAGGCUGUUAUGUACAAGAAUUCUAUAAUUGCCGAGAUGCAGGACUACCAGAAAGCCCUGGAUCACCUAGAGUCCGUUGCAAAGUAUAAUCUUGACCGCUUAGCCGUCAUGGAACUCCGUGCCGAGUAUCUGUCGAAACUAGACAGAAAGGAAGAGGCAGCAGACGCCUAUCGUGCCCUACUGGAUCGUAAUCCGGAACAUCCCGACUACUACACCCGCCUUGUGAAUGUUUUAGGCAUUGAUUCUAGCGACUAUGCAGCUAAAAGGGCUAUAUACGAUGAAUACGCGGAAAAGAACCCUCGUUCCGACGCUGCUAAACGAUUACCCCUAGACUUCCUCGUCGGUGACGAUUUCCGAGAAGCAGCCCAAAGCUACUUAACACUGAUGUUAGAUAAGGGGGUUCCUUCAACCUUUGCAAAUCUUAAGCAUCUCUAUACUGAUUCAUCCAAACGAGAUACUCUCGGGUCCUUAGCCCACGAGUAUCUCGAAUCAAAACGUACUUCUUCCGGCGAGAAUAUAACCGCGAAUGGAGAUGCAUUAAAGGGGGAGCCAGCAGCAUUGUACUACCUUGCGCAGCAUUACAAUUACCAUCUAAGUCGUGAUCUCGCGAAGGCGAUGGAAUUCGUUAAUAAGGGGAUCGAAUUAUCACCUGACAAUGUCGAAUUCCAUAUGACCAAGGCCAGGAUAUGGAAACACUACGGCAACAGCCAAAAAGCUUCGGAGACUAUGGACCAGGCACGUCAACUUGAUCUCAAGGAUCGAUACAUCAACACCAAGGCGGCGAAAUACCAACUUCGAAACAACGAGAGUGAGGCUGCUUUGAAGACGAUGGGUCUUUUCACGAGGAAUGAUACAACUGGUGGUCCUCUGAACGAUCUACUGGAAAUGCAGAGUGUGUGGUACCUGACAGAAGACGGGGAAGCAUGGGUGCGCAACAGAAACAUCGGGCUGGCCCUCAAGCGAUUUCAUUCCGUCUACAAUAUCUUUGAGGUAUGGCAAGAGGAUCAAUUUGACUUCCACAGCUUUUCAUUGCGAAAAGGCCAAAUCCGUGCAUACGUGGAUAUGAUUCGAUGGGAGGACCAUAUUCGUGAGCAUCCAUUCUACACCCGUGCCGCCCUCGGCGCCAUUGCGAUAUACGUGAGUAUGUAUGAUAGCACUCAGGCGAUCAAUGGCGUAGGUGGAUCUGCGGGCGCCAACGGAGACGACGCCGCGGAAAGGAAGAAAGCUGCCAAGAAAGCCAAGAAGGAGGCGCAAAAAGCCGAGCGAGAAGCAGUCGAGAGAGCCGCCAAGCAGGACCCUAACAAAUCAAAAGCCUCCGCUGAGCCUAUCAAGAGGGAUGAUGACCCUCAUGGAUUCCGACUCGUUUCGACAACCGAGCCCUUGGCCGAAGCGACAAAAUUCCUCGCCCCUAUUCUUCAAUACAGUCCUAAGUACAUCGAUGGGCAAAUUGCCGGUUUCGAGGUUUUCAUUCGAAGAGAAAAAUACCUCCUCGCCCUUCGAUGCCUGAAUGCCGCAUUGGUAAUAGAUCCAGAUCAUCCCGCAGUCCACGAACAGGUUGUCCGAUUCCGUCAAAUUCUCAACGAGAAGCUCGGAUCUCUACCUCCCAAGGUUGUUGAAGUAUUGAAGUCUGGAUUCACCGCCAUAGACGCCUCGGCAGACCUCAAGAAGUUCAAUGCCGAUUUCCAUGAAAAGCAUAAGGACAGCGCUGAACACGUUAUCUCCCAUUUCAAGAUAGAGAGGUUGCUAGGAGAAGACAAGACAAAGAACGAGAAGGAUCUCGCGGGAGUCCUCAACCUGAAGGAUAUCCAGUAUGACCAGGCAACAGAAGCUCUGGCUCUCUUGGAGCAAUGGCGCAGUAAUGAGGCUGAAGCUUUUAAGAAGGCAGCCCAUGAGAAGUGGCCGGAGGUUACCGCAUUUGCGUGAUAGAUCCUCAACAGGGGGCACGCCGUAUUAUGAAACGAUUCGGCAUUUAUCAUCCCUCGUCAUCUUUCCAUUAUUUCAUCUAUCAUCGGACCCCUUUCACGAAAGCAUGAGGAGGAUCAGGGCGACAGACAAU
Messenger RNA from Annulohypoxylon maeteangense, 2709 nucleotides. RefSeq names its product N-terminal acetyltransferase A, auxiliary subunit. The transcript is spliced from 3 exons. Gene Ontology annotation, cellular component: cytoplasm; NatA complex. Lineage: Eukaryota; Fungi; Ascomycota; Sordariomycetes; Xylariales; Hypoxylaceae. Gene Ontology annotation, biological process: N-terminal peptidyl-methionine acetylation. The record is from RefSeq and is a predicted model, not a curated record. Gene Ontology annotation, molecular function: protein-N-terminal amino-acid acetyltransferase activity; protein binding. Bases 93 to 2576 code for a protein of 827 amino acids.